AUGGAAGAGGACGGAAAGGGAGGAGACGGAGGGGUGGGGGAGGAGGGACGAGCAGAGAGGGGGGAGCAGAGGGGGGGAGCGAGAGAGGGGGGAGCAGAGAGGGGGGAGCAGAGAGGGGGGAGCAGAGAGAGGGGAGCAGAGAGAGGGGGAGCAGAGAGAGGGGAGCAGAGAGGGGGGGAGCAGAGAGAGGGAGAGCGAGAGAGGGGAGCAGUGAGAGGCGGCUCCCCUCCCCUCUCACUCUCCGUCCUCCCUUUCAUGCCCCAACCCCCCCCCAACCCGCGUCACCACCAUCAGCAGCGAGCAUCGUUCCGGCCACCACAAUUGACGGCGCUUCAAGCAGCACAGCAACACGACAUGCCUCUCGCUCCCCACGCUUCAAGCAGCACAGCAACACGACAUGCCUCUCGCUCCCCACGCUUCAAGCAGCACAGCAACACGACAUGCCUUCUCUUCCCCACGCUUCAAGCAGCACAGCAACACGACAUGCCUCUCGCUCCCCACGCUUCAAGCAGCACAGCAACACGACAUGCCUCUCGCUCCCCACGCUUCAAGCAGCACAGCAACACGACAUGCCUCUCGUUCCCACGCUUCAAGCAGCACAGCAACACGACAUGCCUCUCGCUCCCCACGCUUCAAGCAGCACAGCAACACGACAUGCCUCUCGCUCCCCACGCUUCAAGCAGCACAGCAACACGACAUGCCUCUCGCUCCCCACGCUUCAAGCAGCACAGCAACACGACAUGCCUCUCGCUCCCCACGCUUCAAGCAGCACAGCAACACGACAUGCCUCUCGCUCCCCACGCUUCAAGCAGCACAGCAACACGACAUGCCUCUCGCUCCCCACGCUUCAAGCAGCACAGCAACACGACAUGCCUCUCGCUCCCCACGCUUCAAGCAGCACAGCAACACGACAUGCCUCUCGCUCCCCACGCUUCAAGCAGCACAGCAACACGACAUGCCUCUCGCUCCCCACGCUUCAAGCAGCACAGCAACACGACAUGCCUCUCGCUCCCCACGCUUCAAGCAGCACAGCAACACGACAUGCCUCUCGCUCCCCACGCUUCAAGCAGCACAGCAACACGACAUGCCUCUCGCUCCCCACGCUUCAAGCAGCACAGCAACAGCAACACGACAUGCCUCUCGUCCCCACGCUUCAGCAGCACAAGCAACACGACAUGCCUCUCGUUCCCCCCACGCUUCAAGCAGCACAGCAACACGACAUGCCUCUCGUUCCCACGCUUCAAGCAGCACAGCAACACGACAUGCCUCUCGCUCCCCACGCUUCAAGCAGCACAGCAACACGACAUGCCUCUCGCUCCCCACGCUUCAAGCAGCACAGCAACACGACAUGCCUCUCGCUCCCCACGCUUCAAGCAGCACAGCAACACGACAUGCCUCUCGCUCCCCACGCUUCAAGCAGCACAGCAACACGACAUGCCUCUCGCUCCCCACGCUUCAAGCAGCACAGCAACACGACAUGCCUCUCGCUCCCCACGCUUCAAGCAGCACAGCAACACGACAUGCCUCUCGCUCCCCACGCUUCAAGCAGCACAGCAACACGACAUGCCUCUCGCUCCCCACGCUUCAAGCAGCACAGCAACACGACAUGCCUCUCGCUCCCCACGCUUCAAGCAGCACAGCAACACGACAUGCCUCUCGCUCCCCACGCUUCAAGCAGCACAGCAACACGACAUGCCUCUCGCUCCCCACGCUUCAAGCAGCACAGCAACACGACAUGCCUCUCGCUCCCCACGCUUCAAGCAGCACAGCAACACGACAUGCCUCUCGCUCCCCACGCUUCAAGCAGCACAGCAACACGACAUGCCUCUCGCUCCCCACGCUUCAAGCAGCACAGCAACACGACAUGCCUCUCGCUCCCCACGCUUCAAGCAGCACAGCAACACGACAUGCCUCUCGCUCCCCACGCUUCAAGCAGCACAGCAACACGACAUGCCUCUCGCUCCCCACGCUUCAAGCAGCACAGCAACACGACAUGCCUCUCGCUCCCCACGCUUCAAGCAGCACAGCAACACGACAUGCCUCUCGCUCCCCACGCUUCAAGCAGCACAGCAACACGACAUGCCUCUCGCUCCCCACGCUUCAAGCAGCACAGCAACACGACAUGCCUCUCGCUCCCCACGCUUCAAGCAGCACAGCAACACGACAUGCCUCUCGCUCCCCACGCUUCAAGCAGCACAGCAACACGACAUGCCUCUCGCUCCCCACGCUUCAAGCAGCACAGCAACACGACAUGCCUCUCGUUUCCCCACGCUUCAAGCAGCAGCAGCACACGACAUGCCUCUCGUUUCCCACGCUUCAAGCAGCACAGCAAAACGACAUGCCUCCGUUCCCACGCUUCAAGCAGCACAGCAACACGACAUGCCUCUCGCUCCCCACGCUUCAAGCAGCACAGCAACACGACAUGCCUCUCGCUCCCCACGCUUCACAGCACACAGCAACACGACAUGCCUCUCGCUCCCCCAGCUUCAAGCAGCACAGCAACACGACAUGCCUCUCGCUCCCCACGCUUCAAGCAGCACAGCAACACGACAUGCCUCUCGCUCCCCACGCUUCAAGCAGCACAGCAACACGACAUGCCUCUCGCUCCCCACGCUUCAAGCAGCACAGCAACACGACAUGCCUCUCGCUCCCCACGCUUCAAGCAGCACAGCAACACGACAUGCCUCUCGCUCCCCACGCUUCAAGCAGCACAGCAACACGACAUGCCUCUCGCUCCCCACGCUUCAAGCAGCACAGCAACACGACAUGCCUCUCGCUCCCCACGCUUCAAGCAGCACAGCAACACGACAUGCCUCUCGCUCCCCACGCUUCAAGCAGCACAGCAACACGACAUGCCUCUCGCUCCCCACGCUUCAAGCAGCACAGCAACACGACAUGCCUCUCGCUCCCCACGCUUCAAGCAGCACAGCAACACGACAUGCCUCUCGCUCCCCACGCUUCAAGCAGCACAGCAACACGACAUGCCUCUCGCUCCCCACGCUUCAAGCAGCACAGCAACACGACAUGCCUCUCGCUCCCCACGCUUCAAGCAGCACAGCAACACGACAUGCCUCUCGCUCCCCACGCUUCAAGCAGCACAGCAACACGACAUGCCUCUCGCUCCCCACGCUUCAAGCAGCACAGCAACACGACAUGCCUCUCGUUUCCCCACGCUUCAAGCAGCACAGCAACACGACAUGCCUCUCGCUCCCCACGCUUCAAGCAGCACAGCAACACGACAUGCCUCUCGCUCCCCACGCUUCAAGCAGCACAGCAACACGACAUGCCUCUCGCUCCCCACGCUUCAAGCAGCACAGCAACACGACAUGCCUCUCGCUCCCCACGCUUCAAGCAGCACAGCAACACGACAUGCCUCUCGCUCCCCACGCUUCAAGCAGCACAGCAACACGACAUGCCUCUCGCUCCCCACGCUUCAAGCAGCACAGCAACACGACAUGCCUCUCGCUCCCCACGCUUCAAGCAGCACAGCAACACGACAUGCCUCUCGCUCCCCACGCUUCAAGCAGCACAGCAACACGACAUGCCUCUCGCUCCCCACGCUUCAAGCAGCACAGCAACACGACAUGCCUCUCGCUCCCCACGCUUCAAGCAGCACAGCAACACGACAUGCCUCUCGCUCCCCACGCUUCAAGCAGCACAGCAACACGACAUGCCUCUCGCUCCCCACGCUUCAAGCAGCACAGCAACACGACAUGCCUCUCGCUCCCCACGCUUCAAGCAGCACAGCAACACGACAUGCCUCUCGCUCCCCACGCUUCAAGCAGCACAGCAACACGACAUGCCUCUCGCUCCCCACGCUUCAAGCAGCACAGCAACACGACAUGCCUCUCGCUCCCCACGCUUCAAGCAGCACAGCAACACGACAUGCCUCUCGUUCCCCCACGCUUCAAGCAGCACAGCAACACGACAUGCCUCUCGCUCCCCACGCUUCAAGCAGCACAGCAACACGACAUGCCUCUCGCUCCCCACGCUUCAAGCAGCACAGCAACACGACAUGCCUCUCGCUCCCCACGCUUCAAGCAGCACAGCAACACGACAUGCCUCUCGCUCCCCACGCUUCAAGCAGCACAGCAACACGACAUGCCUCUCGCUCCCCACGCUUCAAGCAGCACAGCAACACGACAUGCCUCUCGCUCCCCACGCUUCAAGCAGCACAGCAACACGACAUGCCUCUCGCUCCCCACGCUUCAAGCAGCACAGCAACACGACAUGCCUCUCGCUCCCCACGCUUCAAGCAGCACAGCAACACGACAUGCCUCUCGCUCCCCACGCUUCAAGCAGCACAGCAACACGACAUGCCUCUCGCUCCCCACGCUUCAAGCAGCACAGCAACACGACAUGCCUCUCGCUCCCCACGCUUCAAGCAGCACAGCAACACGACAUGCCUCUCGCUCCCCACGCUUCAAGCAGCACAGCAACACGACAUGCCUCUCGCUCCCCACGCUUCAAGCAGCACAGCAACACGACAUGCCUCUCGCUCCCCACGCUUCAAGCAGCACAGCAACACGACAUGCCUCUCGCUCCCCACGCUUCAAGCAGCACAGCAACACGACAUGCCUCUCGCUCCCCACGCUUCAAGCAGCACAGCAACACGACAUGCCUCUCGCUCCCCACGCUUCAAGCAGCACAGCAACACGACAUGCCUCUCGCUCCCCACGCUUCAAGCAGCACAGCAACACGACAUGCCUCUCGCUCCCCACGCUUCAAGCAGCACAGCAACACGACAUGCCUCUCGCUCCCCACGCUUCAAGCAGCACAGCAACACGACAUGCCUCUCGCUCCCCACGCUUCAAGCAGCACAGCAACACGACAUGCCUCUCGCUCCCCACGCUUCAAGCAGCACAGCAACACGACAUGCCUCUCGCUCCCCACGCUUCAAGCAGCACAGCAACACGACAUGCCUCUCGCUCCCCACGCUUCAAGCAGCACAGCAACACGACAUGCCUCUCGCUCCCCACGCUUCAAGCAGCACAGCAACACGACAUGCCUCUCGCUCCCCACGCUUCAAGCAGCACAGCAACACGACAUGCCUCUCGUUCCCACGCUUCAAGCAGCACAGCAACACGACAUGCCUCUCGCUCCCCACGCUUCAAGCAGCACAGCAACACGACAUGCCUCUCGCUCCCCACGCUUCAAGCAGCACAGCAACACGACAUGCCUCUCGCUCCCCACGCUUCAAGCAGCACAGCAACACGACAUGCCUCUCGCUCCCCACGCUUCAAGCAGCACAGCAACACGACAUGCCUCUCGCUCCCCACGCUUCAAGCAGCACAGCAACACGACAUGCCUCUCGUUCCCACGCUUCAAGCAGCACAGCAACACGACAUGCCUCUCGCUCCCCACGCUUCAAGCAGCACAGCAACACGACAUGCCUCUCGCUCCCCACGCUUCAAGCAGCACAGCAACACGACAUGCCUCUCGCUCCCCACGCUUCAAGCAGCACAGCAACACGACAUGCCUCUCGCUCCCCACGCUUCAAGCAGCACAGCAACACGACAUGCCUCUCGCUCCCCACGCUUCAAGCAGCACAGCAACACGACAUGCCUCUCGCUCCCCACGCUUCAAGCAGCACAGCAACACGACAUGCCUCUCGCUCCCCACGCUUCAAGCAGCACAGCAACACGACAUGCCUCUCGCUCCCCACGCUUCAAGCAGCACAGCAACACGACAUGCCUCUCGCUCCCCACGCUUCAAGCAGCACAGCAACACGACAUGCCUCUCGCUCCCCACGCUUCAAGCAGCACAGCAACACGACAUGCCUCUCGCUCCCCACGCUUCAAGCAGCACAGCAACACGACAUGCCUCUCGCUCCCCACGCUUCAAGCAGCACAGCAACACGACAUGCCUCUCGCUCCCCACGCUUCAAGCAGCACAGCAACACGACAUGCCUCUCGCUCCCCACGCUUCAAGCAGCACAGCAACACGACAUGCCUCUCGCUCCCCACGCUUCAAGCAGCACAGCAACACGACAUGCCUCUCGCUCCCCACGCUUCAAGCAGCACAGCAACACGACAUGCCUCUCGCUCCCCACGCUUCAAGCAGCACAGCAACACGACAUGCCUCUCGCUCCCCACGCUUCAAGCAGCACAGCAACACGACAUGCCUCUCGCUCCCCACGCUUCAAGCAGCACAGCAACACGACAUGCCUCUCGCUCCCCACGCUUCAAGCAGCACAGCAACACGACAUGCCUCUCGCUCCCCACGCUUCAAGCAGCACAGCAACACGACAUGCCUCUCGCUCCCCACGCUUCAAGCAGCACAGCAACACGACAUGCCUCUCGCUCCCCACGCUUCAAGCAGCACAGCAACACGACAUGCCUCUCGCUCCCCACGCUUCAAGCAGCACAGCAACACGACAUGCCUCUCGCUCCCCACGCUUCAAGCAGCACAGCAACACGACAUGCCUCUCGCUCCCCACGCUUCAAGCAGCACAGCAACACGACAUGCCUCUCGCUCCCCACGCUUCAAGCAGCACAGCAACACGACAUGCCUCUCGCUCCCCACGCUUCAAGCAGCACAGCAACACGACAUGCCUCUCGCUCCCCACGCUUCAAGCAGCACAGCAACACGACAUGCCUCUCGCUCCCCACGCUUCAAGCAGCACAGCAACACGACAUGCCUCUCGCUCCCCACGCUUCAAGCAGCACAGCAACACGACAUGCCUCUCGCUCCCCACGCUUCAAGCAGCACAGCAACACGACAUGCCUCUCGCUCCCCACGCUUCAAGCAGCACAGCAACACGACAUGCCUCUCGCUCCCCACGCUUCAAGCAGCACAGCAACACGACAUGCCUCUCGCUCCCCACGCUUCAAGCAGCACAGCAACACGACAUGCCUCUCGCUCCCCACGCUUCAAGCAGCACAGCAACACGACAUGCCUCUCGCUCCCCACGCUUCAAGCAGCACAGCAACACGACAUGCCUCUCGCUCCCCACGCUUCAAGCAGCACAGCAACACGACAUGCCUCUCGCUCCCCACGCUUCAAGCAGCACAGCAACACGACAUGCCUCUCGCUCCCCACGCUUCAAGCAGCACAGCAACACGACAUGCCUCUCGCUCCCCACGCUUCAAGCAGCACAGCAACACGACAUGCCUCUCGCUCCCCACGCUUCAAGCAGCACAGCAACACGACAUGCCUCUCGCUCCCCACGCUUCAAGCAGCACAGCAACACGACAUGCCUCUCGCUCCCCACGCUUCAAGCAGCACAGCAACACGACAUGCCUCUCGCUCCCCACGCUUCAAGCAGCACAGCAACACGACAUGCCUCUCGCUCCCCACGCUUCAAGCAGCACAGCAACACGACAUGCCUCUCGCUCCCCACGCUUCAAGCAGCACAGCAACACGACAUGCCUCUCGCUCCCCACGCUUCAAGCAGCACAGCAACACGACAUGCCUCUCGCUCCCCACGCUUCAAGCAGCACAGCAACACGACAUGCCUCUCGCUCCCCACGCUUCAAGCAGCACAGCAACACGACAUGCCUCUCGCUCCCCACGCUUCAAGCAGCACAGCAACACGACAUGCCUCUCGCUCCCCACGCUUCAAGCAGCACAGCAACACGACAUGCCUCUCGCUCCCCACGCUUCAAGCAGCACAGCAACACGACAUGCCUCUCGCUCCCCACGCUUCAAGCAGCACAGCAACACGACAUGCCUCUCGCUCCCCACGCUUCAAGCAGCACAGCAACACGACAUGCCUCUCGCUCCCCACGCUUCAAGCAGCACAGCAACACGACAUGCCUCUCGCUCCCCACGCUUCAAGCAGCACAGCAACACGACAUGCCUCUCGCUCCCCACGCUUCAAGCAGCACAGCAACACGACAUGCCUCUCGCUCCCCACGCUUCAAGCAGCACAGCAACACGACAUGCCUCUCGCUCCCCACGCUUCAAGCAGCACAGCAACACGACAUGCCUCUCGCUCCCCACGCUUCAAGCAGCACAGCAACACGACAUGCCUCUCGCUCCCCACGCUUCAAGCAGCACAGCAACACGACAUGCCUCUCGCUCCCCACGCUUCAAGCAGCACAGCAACACGACAUGCCUCUCGCUCCCCACGCUUCAAGCAGCACAGCAACACGACAUGCCUCUCGCUCCCCACGCUUCAAGCAGCACAGCAACACGACAUGCCUCUCGCUCCCCACGCUUCAAGCAGCACAGCAACACGACAUGCCUCUCGCUCCCCACGCUUCAAGCAGCACAGCAACACGACAUGCCUCUCGCUCCCCACGCUUCAAGCAGCACAGCAACACGACAUGCCUCUCGCUCCCCACGCUUCAAGCAGCACAGCAACACGACAUGCCUCUCGCUCCCCACGCUUCAAGCAGCACAGCAACACGACAUGCCUCUCGCUCCCCACGCUUCAAGCAGCACAGCAACACGACAUGCCUCUCGCUCCCCACGCUUCAAGCAGCACAGCAACACGACAUGCCUCUCGCUCCCCACGCUUCAAGCAGCACAGCAACACGACAUGCCUCUCGCUCCCCACGCUUCAAGCAGCACAGCAACACGACAUGCCUCUCGCUCCCCACGCUUCAAGCAGCACAGCAACACGACAUGCCUCUCGCUCCCCACGCUUCAAGCAGCACAGCAACACGACAUGCCUCUCGCUCCCCACGCUUCAAGCAGCACAGCAACACGACAUGCCUCUCGCUCCCCACGCUUCAAGCAGCACAGCAACACGACAUGCCUCUCGCUCCCCACGCUUCAAGCAGCACAGCAACACGACAUGCCUCUCGCUCCCCACGCUUCAAGCAGCACAGCAACACGACAUGCCUCUCGCUCCCCACGCUUCAAGCAGCACAGCAACACGACAUGCCUCUCGCUCCCCACGCUUCAAGCAGCACAGCAACACGACAUGCCUCUCGCUCCCCACGCUUCAAGCAGCACAGCAACACGACAUGCCUCUCGCUCCCCACGCUUCAAGCAGCACAGCAACACGACAUGCCUCUCGCUCCCCACGCUUCAAGCAGCACAGCAACACGACAUGCCUCUCGCUCCCCACGCUUCAAGCAGCACAGCAACACGACAUGCCUCUCGCUCCCCACGCUUCAAGCAGCACAGCAACACGACAUGCCUCUCGCUCCCCACGCUUCAAGCAGCACAGCAACACGACAUGCCUCUCGCUCCCCACGCUUCAAGCAGCACAGCAACACGACAUGCCUCUCGCUCCCCACGCUUCAAGCAGCACAGCAACACGACAUGCCUCUCGCUCCCCACGCUUCAAGCAGCACAGCAACACGACAUGCCUCUCGCUCCCCACGCUUCAAGCAGCACAGCAACACGACAUGCCUCUCGCUCCCCACGCUUCAAGCAGCACAGCAACACGACAUGCCUCUCGCUCCCCACGCUUCAAGCAGCACAGCAACACGACAUGCCUCUCGCUCCCCACGCUUCAAGCAGCACAGCAACACGACAUGCCUCUCGCUCCCCACGCUUCAAGCAGCACAGCAACACGACAUGCCUCUCGCUCCCCACGCUUCAAGCAGCACAGCAACACGACAUGCCUCUCGUUCCCCCACGCUUCAAGCAGCACAGCAACACGACAUGCCUCUCGCUCCCCACGCUUCAAGCAGCACAGCAACACGACAUGCCUCUCGCUCCCCACGCUUCAAGCAGCACAGCAACACGACAUGCCUCUCGCUCCCCACGCUUCAAGCAGCACAGCAACACGACAUGCCUCUCGCUCCCCACGCUUCAAGCAGCACAGCAACACGACAUGCCUCUCGCUCCCCACGCUUCAAGCAGCACAGCAACACGACAUGCCUCUCGCUCCCCACGCUUCAAGCAGCACAGCAACACGACAUGCCUCUCGCUCCCCACGCUUCAAGCAGCACAGCAACACGACAUGCCUCUCGCUCCCCACGCUUCAAGCAGCACAGCAACACGACAUGCCUCUCGCUCCCCACGCUUCAAGCAGCACAGCAACACGACAUGCCUCUCGUUCCCACGCUUCAAGCAGCACAGCAACACGACAUGCCUCUCGCUCCCCACGCUUCAAGCAGCACAGCAACACGACAUGCCUCUCGCUCCCCACGCUUCAAGCAGCACAGCAACACGACAUGCCUCUCGCUCCCCACGCUUCAAGCAGCACAGCAACACGACAUGCCUCUCGCUCCCCACGCUUCAAGCAGCACAGCAACACGACAUGCCUCUCGCUCCCCACGCUUCAAGCAGCACAGCAACACGACAUGCCUCUCGCUCCCCACGCUUCAAGCAGCACAGCAACACGACAUGCCUCUCGCUCCCCACGCUUCAAGCAGCACAGCAACACGACAUGCCUCUCGCUCCCCACGCUUCAAGCAGCACAGCAACACGACAUGCCUCUCGCUCCCCACGCUUCAAGCAGCACAGCAACACGACAUGCCUCUCGCUCCCCACGCUUCAAGCAGCACAGCAACACGACAUGCCUCUCGCUCCCCACGCUUCAAGCAGCACAGCAACACGACAUGCCUCUCGCUCCCCACGCUUCAAGCAGCACAGCAACACGACAUGCCUCUCGCUCCCCACGCUUCAAGCAGCACAGCAACACGACAUGCCUCUCGCUCCCCACGCUUCAAGCAGCACAGCAACACGACAUGCCUCUCGCUCCCCACGCUUCAAGCAGCACAGCAACACGACAUGCCUCUCGCUCCCCACGCUUCAAGCAGCACAGCAACACGACAUGCCUCUCGCUCCCCACGCUUCAAGCAGCACAGCAACACGACAUGCCUCUCGCUCCCCACGCUUCAAGCAGCACAGCAACACGACAUGCCUCUCGCUCCCCACGCUUCAAGCAGCACAGCAACACGACAUGCCUCUCGCUCCCCACGCUUCAAGCAGCACAGCAACACGACAUGCCUCUCGCUCCCCACGCUUCAAGCAGCACAGCAACACGACAUGCCUCUCGCUCCCCACGCUUCAAGCAGCACAGCAACACGACAUGCCUCUCGCUCCCCACGCUUCAAGCAGCACAGCAACACGACAUGCCUCUCGCUCCCCACGCUUCAAGCAGCACAGCAACACGACAUGCCUCUCGCUCCCCACGCUUCAAGCAGCACAGCAACACGACAUGCCUCUCGCUCCCCACGCUUCAAGCAGCACAGCAACACGACAUGCCUCUCGCUCCCCACGCUUCAAGCAGCACAGCAACACGACAUGCCUCUCGCUCCCCACGCUUCAAGCACACAGCAACACGACACCACGCUCCCCACGCUUCAAGCAGCACAGCAACAACACGACAUGCUCUCCACAGCAACACGACAUGCCUCUCGCUCCCCACGCUUCAAGCAGCACAGCAACACGACAUGCCUCUCGCUCCCCACGCUUCAAGCAGCACAGCAACACGACAUGCCUCUCGCUCCCCACGCUUCAAGCAGCACAGCAACACGACAUGCCUCUCGCUCCCCACGCUUCAAGCAGCACAGCAACACGACAUGCCUCUCGCUCCCCACGCUUCAAGCAGCACAGCAACACGACAUGCCUCUCGCUCCCCACGCUUCAAGCAGCACAGCAACACGACAUGCCUCUCGCUCCCCACGCUUCAAGCAGCACAGCAACACGACAUGCCUCUCGCUCCCCACGCUUCAAGCAGCACAGCAACACGACAUGCCUCUCGCUCCCCACGCUUCAAGCAGCACAGCAACACGACAUGCCUCUCGCUCCCCACGCUUCAAGCAGCACAGCAACACGACAUGCCUCUCGCUCCCCACGCUUCAAGCAGCACAGCAACACGACAUGCCUCUCGCUCCCCACGCUUCAAGCAGCACAGCAACACGACAUGCCUCUCGCUCCCCACGCUUCAAGCAGCACAGCAACACGACAUGCCUCUCGCUCCCCACGCUUCAAGCAGCACAGCAACACGACAUGCCUCUCGCUCCCCACGCUUCAAGCAGCACAGCAACACGACAUGCCUCUCGCUCCCCACGCUUCAAGCAGCACAGCAACACGACAUGCCUCUCGCUCCCCACGCUUCAAGCAGCACAGCAACACGACAUGCCUCUCGCUCCCCACGCUUCAAGCAGCACAGCAACACGACAUGCCUCUCGCUCCCCACGCUUCAAGCAGCACAGCAACACGACAUGCCUCUCGCUCCCCACGCUUCAAGCAGCACAGCAACACGACAUGCCUCUCGCUCCCCACGCUUCAAGCAGCACAGCAACACGACAUGCCUCUCGCUCCCCACGCUUCAAGCAGCACAGCAACACGACAUGCCUCUCGCUCCCCACGCUUCAAGCAGCACAGCAACACGACAUGCCUCUCGCUCCCCACGCUUCAAGCAGCACAGCAACACGACAUGCCUCUCGCUCCCCACGCUUCAAGCAGCACAGCAACACGACAUGCCUCUCGCUCCCCACGCUUCAAGCAGCACAGCAACACGACAUGCCUCUCGCUCCCCACGCUUCAAGCAGCACAGCAACACGACAUGCCUCUCGCUCCCCACGCUUCAAGCAGCACAGCAACACGACAUGCCUCUCGCUCCCCACGCUUCAAGCAGCACAGCAACACGACAUGCCUCUCGCUCCCCACGCUUCAAGCAGCACAGCAACACGACAUGCCUCUCGCUCCCCACGCUUCAAGCAGCACAGCAACACGACAUGCCUCUCGCUCCCCACGCUUCAAGCAGCACAGCAACACGACAUGCCUCUCGCUCCCCACGCUUCAAGCAGCACAGCAACACGACAUGCCUCUCGCUCCCCACGCUUCAAGCAGCACAGCAACACGACAUGCCUCUCGCUCCCCACGCUUCAAGCAGCACAGCAACACGACAUGCCUCUCGCUCCCCACGCUUCAAGCAGCACAGCAACACGACAUGCCUCUCGCUCCCCACGCUUCAAGCAGCACAGCAACACGACAUGCCUCUCGCUCCCCACGCUUCAAGCAGCACAGCAACACGACAUGCCUCUCGCUCCCCACGCUUCAAGCAGCACAGCAACACGACAUGCCUCUCGCUCCCCACGCUUCAAGCAGCACAGCAACACGACAUGCCUCUCGCUCCCCACGCUUCAAGCAGCACAGCAACACGACAUGCCUCUCGCUCCCCACGCUUCAAGCAGCACAGCAACACGACAUGCCUCUCGCUCCCCACGCUUCAAGCAGCACAGCAACACGACAUGCCUCUCGCUCCCCACGCUUCAAGCAGCACAGCAACACGACAUGCCUCUCGCUCCCCACGCUUCAAGCAGCACAGCAACACGACAUGCCUCUCGCUCCCCACGCUUCAAGCAGCACAGCAACACGACAUGCCUCUCGCUCCCCACGCUUCAAGCAGCACAGCAACACGACAUGCCUCUCGCUCCCCACGCUUCAAGCAGCACAGCAACACGACAUGCCUCUCGCUCCCCACGCUUCAAGCAGCACAGCAACACGACAUGCCUCUCGCUCCCCACGCUUCAAGCAGCACAGCAACACGACAUGCCUCUCGCUCCCCACGCUUCAAGCAGCACAGCAACACGACAUGCCUCUCGCUCCCCACGCUUCAAGCAGCACAGCAACACGACAUGCCUCUCGCUCCCCACGCUUCAAGCAGCACAGCAACACGACAUGCCUCUCGCUCCCCACGCUUCAAGCAGCACAGCAACACGACAUGCCUCUCGCUCCCCACGCUUCAAGCAGCACAGCAACACGACAUGCCUCUCGCUCCCCACGCUUCAAGCAGCACAGCAACACGACAUGCCUCUCGCUCCCCACGCUUCAAGCAGCACAGCAACACGACAUGCCUCUCGCUCCCCACGCUUCAAGCAGCACAGCAACACGACAUGCCUCUCGCUCCCCACGCUUCAAGCAGCACAGCAACACGACAUGCCUCUCGCUCCCCACGCUUCAAGCAGCACAGCAACACGACAUGCCUCUCGCUCCCCACGCUUCAAGCAGCACAGCAACACGACAUGCCUCUCGCUCCCCACGCUUCAAGCAGCACAGCAACACGACAUGCCUCUCGCUCCCCACGCUUCAAGCAGCACAGCAACACGACAUGCCUCUCGCUCCCCACGCUUCAAGCAGCACAGCAACACGACAUGCCUCUCGCUCCCCACGCUUCAAGCAGCACAGCAACACGACAUGCCUCUCGCUCCCCACGCUUCAAGCAGCACAGCAACACGACAUGCCUCUCGCUCCCCACGCUUCAAGCAGCACAGCAACACGACAUGCCUCUCGCUCCCCACGCUUCAAGCAGCACAGCAACACGACAUGCCUCUCGCUCCCCACGCUUCAAGCAGCACAGCAACACGACAUGCCUCUCGCUCCCCACGCUUCAAGCAGCACAGCAACACGACAUGCCUCUCGCUCCCCACGCUUCAAGCAGCACAGCAACACGACAUGCCUCUCGCUCCCCACGCUUCAAGCAGCACAGCAACACGACAUGCCUCUCGCUCCCCACGCUUCAAGCAGCACAGCAACACGACAUGCCUCUCGCUCCCCACGCUUCAAGCAGCACAGCAACACGACAUGCCUCUCGCUCCCCACGCUUCAAGCAGCACAGCAACACGACAUGCCUCUCGCUCCCCACGCUUCAAGCAGCACAGCAACACGACAUGCCUCUCGCUCCCCACGCUUCAAGCAGCACAGCAACACGACAUGCCUCUCGCUCCCCACGCUUCAAGCAGCACAGCAACACGACAUGCCUCUCGCUCCCCACGCUUCAAGCAGCACAGCAACACGACAUGCCUCUCGCUCCCCACGCUUCAAGCAGCACAGCAACACGACAUGCCUCUCGCUCCCCACGCUUCAAGCAGCACAGCAACACGACAUGCCUCUCGCUCCCCACGCUUCAAGCAGCACAGCAACACGACAUGCCUCUCGCUCCCCACGCUUCAAGCAGCACAGCAACACGACAUGCCUCUCGCUCCCCACGCUUCAAGCAGCACAGCAACACGACAUGCCUCUCGCUCCCCACGCUUCAAGCAGCACAGCAACACGACAUGCCUCUCGCUCCCCACGCUUCAAGCAGCACAGCAACACGACAUGCCUCUCGCUCCCCACGCUUCAAGCAGCACAGCAACACGACAUGCCUCUCGCUCCCCACGCUUCAAGCAGCACAGCAACACGACAUGCCUCUCGCUCCCCACGCUUCAAGCAGCACAGCAACACGACAUGCCUCUCGCUCCCCACGCUUCAAGCAGCACAGCAACACGACAUGCCUCUCGCUCCCCACGCUUCAAGCAGCACAGCAACACGACAUGCCUCUCGCUCCCCACGCUUCAAGCAGCACAGCAACACGACAUGCCUCUCGCUCCCCACGCUUCAAGCAGCACAGCAACACGACAUGCCUCUCGCUCCCCACGCUUCAAGCAGCACAGCAACACGACAUGCCUCUCGCUCCCCACGCUUCAAGCAGCACAGCAACACGACAUGCCUCUCGCUCCCCACGCUUCAAGCAGCACAGCAACACGACAUGCCUCUCGCUCCCCACGCUUCAAGCAGCACAGCAACACGACAUGCCUCUCGCUCCCCACGCUUCAAGCAGCACAGCAACACGACAUGCCUCUCGCUCCCCACGCUUCAAGCAGCACAGCAACACGACAUGCCUCUCGCUCCCCACGCUUCAAGCAGCACAGCAACACGACAUGCCUCUCGCUCCCCACGCUUCAAGCAGCACAGCAACACGACAUGCCUCUCGCUCCCCACGCUUCAAGCAGCACAGCAACACGACAUGCCUCUCGCUCCCCACGCUUCAAGCAGCACAGCAACACGACAUGCCUCUCGCUCCCCACGCUUCAAGCAGCACAGCAACACGACAUGCCUCUCGCUCCCCACGCUUCAAGCAGCACAGCAACACGACAUGCCUCUCGCUCCCCACGCUUCAAGCAGCACAGCAACACGACAUGCCUCUCGCUCCCCACGCUUCAAGCAGCACAGCAACACGACAUGCCUCUCGCUCCCCACGCUUCAAGCAGCACAGCAACACGACAUGCCUCUCGCUCCCCACGCUUCAAGCAGCACAGCAACACGACAUGCCUCUCGCUCCCCACGCUUCAAGCAGCACAGCAACACGACAUGCCUCUCGCUCCCCACGCUUCAAGCAGCACAGCAACACGACAUGCCUCUCGCUCCCCACGCUUCAAGCAGCACAGCAACACGACAUGCCUCUCGCUCCCCACGCUUCAAGCAGCACAGCAACACGACAUGCCUCUCGCUCCCCACGCUUCAAGCAGCACAGCAACACGACAUGCCUCUCGCUCCCCACGCUUCAAGCAGCACAGCAACACGACAUGCCUCUCGCUCCCCACGCUUCAAGCAGCACAGCAACACGACAUGCCUCUCGCUCCCCACGCUUCAAGCAGCACAGCAACACGACAUGCCUCUCGCUCCCCACGCUUCAAGCAGCACAGCAACACGACAUGCCUCUCGCUCCCCACGCUUCAAGCAGCACAGCAACACGACAUGCCUCUCGCUCCCCACGCUUCAAGCAGCACAGCAACACGACAUGCCUCUCGCUCCCCACGCUUCAAGCAGCACAGCAACACGACAUGCCUCUCGCUCCCCACGCUUCAAGCAGCACAGCAACACGACAUGCCUCUCGCUCCCCACGCUUCAAGCAGCACAGCAACACGACAUGCCUCUCGCUCCCCACGCUUCAAGCAGCACAGCAACACGACAUGCCUCUCGCUCCCCACGCUUCAAGCAGCACAGCAACACGACAUGCCUCUCGCUCCCCACGCUUCAAGCAGCACAGCAACACGACAUGCCUCUCGCUCCCCACGCUUCAAGCAGCACAGCAACACGACAUGCCUCUCGCUCCCCACGCUUCAAGCAGCACAGCAACACGACAUGCCUCUCGCUCCCCACGCUUCAAGCAGCACAGCAACACGACAUGCCUCUCGCUCCCCACGCUUCAAGCAGCACAGCAACACGACAUGCCUCUCGCUCCCCACGCUUCAAGCAGCACAGCAACACGACAUGCCUCUCGCUCCCCACGCUUCAAGCAGCACAGCAACACGACAUGCCUCUCGCUCCCCACGCUUCAAGCAGCACAGCAACACGACAUGCCUCUCGCUCCCCACGCUUCAAGCAGCACAGCAACACGACAUGCCUCUCGCUCCCCACGCUUCAAGCAGCACAGCAACACGACAUGCCUCUCGCUCCCCACGCUUCAAGCAGCACAGCAACACGACAUGCCUCUCGCUCCCCACGCUUCAAGCAGCACAGCAACACGACAUGCCUCUCGCUCCCCACGCUUCAAGCAGCACAGCAACACGACAUGCCUCUCGCUCCCCACGCUUCAAGCAGCACAGCAACACGACAUGCCUCUCGCUCCCCACGCUUCAAGCAGCACAGCAACACGACAUGCCUCUCGCUCCCCACGCUUCAAGCAGCACAGCAACACGACAUGCCUCUCGCUCCCCACGCUUCAAGCAGCACAGCAACACGACAUGCCUCUCGCUCCCCACGCUUCAAGCAGCACAGCAACACGACAUGCCUCUCGCUCCCCACGCUUCAAGCAGCACAGCAACACGACAUGCCUCUCGCUCCCCACGCUUCAAGCAGCACAGCAACACGACAUGCCUCUCGCUCCCCACGCUUCAAGCAGCACAGCAACACGACAUGCCUCUCGCUCCCCACGCUUCAAGCAGCACAGCAACACGACAUGCCUCUCGCUCCCCACGCUUCAAGCAGCACAGCAACACGACAUGCCUCUCGCUCCCCACGCUUCAAGCAGCACAGCAACACGACAUGCCUCUCGCUCCCCACGCUUCAAGCAGCACAGCAACACGACAUGCCUCUCGCUCCCCACGCUUCAAGCAGCACAGCAACACGACAUGCCUCUCGCUCCCCACGCUUCAAGCAGCACAGCAACACGACAUGCCUCUCGCUCCCCACGCUUCAAGCAGCACAGCAACACGACAUGCCUCUCGCUCCCCACGCUUCAAGCAGCACAGCAACACGACAUGCCUCUCGCUCCCCACGCUUCAAGCAGCACAGCAACACGACAUGCCUCUCGCUCCCCACGCUUCAAGCAGCACAGCAACACGACAUGCCUCUCGCUCCCCACGCUUCAAGCAGCACAGCAACACGACAUGCCUCUCGCUCCCCACGCUUCAAGCAGCACAGCAACACGACAUGCCUCUCGCUCCCCACGCUUCAAGCAGCACAGCAACACGACAUGCCUCUCGCUCCCCACGCUUCAAGCAGCACAGCAACACGACAUGCCUCUCGCUCCCCACGCUUCAAGCAGCACAGCAACACGACAUGCCUCUCGCUCCCCACGCUUCAAGCAGCACAGCAACACGACAUGCCUCUCGCUCCCCACGCUUCAAGCAGCACAGCAACACGACAUGCCUCUCGCUCCCCACGCUUCAAGCAGCACAGCAACACGACAUGCCUCUCGCUCCCCACGCUUCAAGCAGCACAGCAACACGACAUGCCUCUCGCUCCCCACGCUUCAAGCAGCACAGCAACACGACAUGCCUCUCGCUCCCCACGCUUCAAGCAGCACAGCAACACGACAUGCCUCUCGCUCCCCACGCUUCAAGCAGCACAGCAACACGACAUGCCUCUCGCUCCCCACGCUUCAAGCAGCACAGCAACACGACAUGCCUCUCGCUCCCCACGCUUCAAGCAGCACAGCAACACGACAUGCCUCUCGCUCCCCACGCUUCAAGCAGCACAGCAACACGACAUGCCUCUCGCUCCCCACGCUUCAAGCAGCACAGCAACACGACAUGCCUCUCGCUCCCCACGCUUCAAGCAGCACAGCAACACGACAUGCCUCUCGCUCCCCACGCUUCAAGCAGCACAGCAACACGACAUGCCUCUCGCUCCCCACGCUUCAAGCAGCACAGCAACACGACAUGCCUCUCGCUCCCCACGCUUCAAGCAGCACAGCAACACGACAUGCCUCUCGCUCCCCACGCUUCAAGCAGCACAGCAACACGACAUGCCUCUCGCUCCCCACGCUUCAAGCAGCACAGCAACACGACAUGCCUCUCGCUCCCCACGCUUCAAGCAGCACAGCAACACGACAUGCCUCUCGCUCCCCACGCUUCAAGCAGCACAGCAACACGACAUGCCUCUCGCUCCCCACGCUUCAAGCAGCACAGCAACACGACAUGCCUCUCGCUCCCCACGCUUCAAGCAGCACAGCAACACGACAUGCCUCUCGCUCCCCACGCUUCAAGCAGCACAGCAACACGACAUGCCUCUCGCUCCCCACGCUUCAAGCAGCACAGCAACACGACAUGCCUCUCGCUCCCCACGCUUCAAGCAGCACAGCAACACGACAUGCCUCUCGCUCCCCACGCUUCAAGCAGCACAGCAACACGACAUGCCUCUCGCUCCCCACGCUUCAAGCAGCACAGCAACACGACAUGCCUCUCGCUCCCCACGCUUCAAGCAGCACAGCAACACGACAUGCCUCUCGCUCCCCACGCUUCAAGCAGCACAGCAACACGACAUGCCUCUCGCUCCCCACGCUUCAAGCAGCACAGCAACACGACAUGCCUCUCGCUCCCCACGCUUCAAGCAGCACAGCAACACGACAUGCCUCUCGCUCCCCACGCUUCAAGCAGCACAGCAACACGACAUGCCUCUCGCUCCCCACGCUUCAAGCAGCACAGCAACACGACAUGCCUCUCGCUCCCCACGCUUCAAGCAGCACAGCAACACGACAUGCCUCUCGCUCCCCACGCUUCAAGCAGCACAGCAACACGACAUGCCUCUCGCUCCCCACGCUUCAAGCAGCACAGCAACACGACAUGCCUCUCGCUCCCCACGCUUCAAGCAGCACAGCAACACGACAUGCCUCUCGCUCCCCACGCUUCAAGCAGCACAGCAACACGACAUGCCUCUCGCUCCCCACGCUUCAAGCAGCACAGCAACACGACAUGCCUCUCGCUCCCCACGCUUCAAGCAGCACAGCAACACGACAUGCCUCUCGCUCCCCACGCUUCAAGCAGCACAGCAACACGACAUGCCUCUCGCUCCCCACGCUUCAAGCAGCACAGCAACACGACAUGCCUCUCGCUCCCCACGCUUCAAGCAGCACAGCAACACGACAUGCCUCUCGCUCCCCACGCUUCAAGCAGCACAGCAACACGACAUGCCUCUCGCUCCCCACGCUUCAAGCAGCACAGCAACACGACAUGCCUCUCGCUCCCCACGCUUCAAGCAGCACAGCAACACGACAUGCCUCUCGCUCCCCACGCUUCAAGCAGCACAGCAACACGACAUGCCUCUCGCUCCCCACGCUUCAAGCAGCACAGCAACACGACAUGCCUCUCGCUCCCCACGCUUCAAGCAGCACAGCAACACGACAUGCCUCUCGCUCCCCACGCUUCAAGCAGCACAGCAACACGACAUGCCUCUCGCUCCCCACGCUUCAAGCAGCACAGCAACACGACAUGCCUCUCGCUCCCCACGCUUCAAGCAGCACAGCAACACGACAUGCCUCUCGCUCCCCACGCUUCAAGCAGCACAGCAACACGACAUGCCUCUCGCUCCCCACGCUUCAAGCAGCACAGCAACACGACAUGCCUCUCGCUCCCCACGCUUCAAGCAGCACAGCAACACGACAUGCCUCUCGCUCCCCACGCUUCAAGCAGCACAGCAACACGACAUGCCUCUCGCUCCCCACGCUUCAAGCAGCACAGCAACACGACAUGCCUCUCGCUCCCCACGCUUCAAGCAGCACAGCAACACGACAUGCCUCUCGCUCCCCACGCUUCAAGCAGCACAGCAACACGACAUGCCUCUCGCUCCCCACGCUUCAAGCAGCACAGCAACACGACAUGCCUCUCGCUCCCCACGCUUCAAGCAGCACAGCAACACGACAUGCCUCUCGCUCCCCACGCUUCAAGCAGCACAGCAACACGACAUGCCUCUCGCUCCCCACGCUUCAAGCAGCACAGCAACACGACAUGCCUCUCGCUCCCCACGCUUCAAGCAGCACAGCAACACGACAUGCCUCUCGCUCCCCACGCUUCAAGCAGCACAGCAACACGACAUGCCUCUCGCUCCCCACGCUUCAAGCAGCACAGCAACACGACAUGCCUCUCGCUCCCCACGCUUCAAGCAGCACAGCAACACGACAUGCCUCUCGCUCCCCACGCUUCAAGCAGCACAGCAACACGACAUGCCUCUCGCUCCCCACGCUUCAAGCAGCACAGCAACACGACAUGCCUCUCGCUCCCCACGCUUCAAGCAGCACAGCAACACGACAUGCCUCUCGCUCCCCACGCUUCAAGCAGCACAGCAACACGACAUGCCUCUCGCUCCCCACGCUUCAAGCAGCACAGCAACACGACAUGCCUCUCGCUCCCCACGCUUCAAGCAGCACAGCAACACGACAUGCCUCUCGCUCCCCACGCUUCAAGCAGCACAGCAACACGACAUGCCUCUCGCUCCCCACGCUUCAAGCAGCACAGCAACACGACAUGCCUCUCGCUCCCCACGCUUCAAGCAGCACAGCAACACGACAUGCCUCUCGCUCCCCACGCUUCAAGCAGCACAGCAACACGACAUGCCUCUCGCUCCCCACGCUUCAAGCAGCACAGCAACACGACAUGCCUCUCGCUCCCCACGCUUCAAGCAGCACAGCAACCGCAUGCCUGCCUCUCGCUCCCCACGCUUCAAGCAGCACAGCAACACGACAUGCCUCUCGCUCCCCACGCUUCAAGCAGCACAGCAACACGACAUGCCUCUCGCUCCCCACGCUUCAAGCAGCACAGCAACACGACAUGCCUCUCGCUCCCCACGCUUCAAGCAGCACAGCAACACGACAUGCCUCUCGCUCCCCACGCUUCAAGCAGCACAGCAACACGACAUGCCUCUCGCUCCCCACGCUUCAAGCAGCACAGCAACACGACAUGCCUCUCGCUCCCCACGCUUCAAGCAGCACAGCAACACGACAUGCCUCUCGCUCCCCACGCUUCAAGCAGCACAGCAACACGACAUGCCUCUCGCUCCCCACGCUUCAAGCAGCACAGCAACACGACAUGCCUCUCGCUCCCCACGCUUCAAGCAGCACAGCAACACGACAUGCCUCUCGCUCCCCACGCUUCAAGCAGCACAGCAACACGACAUGCCUCUCGCUCCCCACGCUUCAAGCAGCACAGCAACACGACAUGCCUCUCGCUCCCCACGCUUCAAGCAGCACAGCAACACGCCUGCCUCUCGCUCCCCACGCUUCAAGCAGCACAGCAACACGACAUGCCUCUCGCUCCCCACGCUUCAAGCAGCACAGCAACACGACAUGCCUCUCGCUCCCCACGCUUCAAGCAGCACAGCAACACGACAUGCCUCUCGCUCCCCACGCUUCAAGCAGCACAGCAACACGACAUGCCUCUCGCUCCCCACGCUUCAAGCAGCACAGCAACACGACAUGCCUCUCGCUCCCCACGCUUCAAGCAGCACAGCAACACGACAUGCCUCUCGCUCCCCACGCUUCAAGCAGCACAGCAACACGACAUGCCUCUCGCUCCCCACGCUUCAAGCAGCACAGCAACACGACAUGCCUCUCGCUCCCCACGCUUCAAGCAGCACAGCAACACGACAUGCCUCUCGCUCCCCACGCUUCAAGCAGCACAGCAGCACACGCCAUGCCUCUCGCUCCCCACGCUUCAAGCAGCACAGCAACACGACAUGCCUCUCGCUCCCCACGCUUCAAGCAGCACAGCAACACGACAUGCCUCUCGCUCCCCACGCUUCAAGCAGCACAGCAACACGACAUGCCUCUCGCUCCCCACGCUUCAAGCAGCACAGCAACACGACAUGCCUCUCGCUCCCCACGCUUCAAGCAGCACAGCAACACGACAUGCCUCUCGCUCCCCACGCUUCAAGCAGCACAGCAACACGACAUGCCUCUCGCUCCCCACGCUUCAAGCAGCACAGCAACACGACAUGCCUCUCGCUCCCCACGCUUCAAGCAGCACAGCAACACGACAUGCCUCUCGCUCCCCACGCUUCAAGCAGCACAGCAACACGACAUGCCUCUCGCUCCCCACGCUUCAAGCAGCACAGCAACACGACAUGCCUCUCGCUCCCCACGCUUCAAGCAGCACAGCAACACGACAUGCCUCUCGCUCCCCACGCUUCAAGCAGCACAGCAACACGACAUGCCUCUCGCUCCCCACGCUUCAAGCAGCACAGCAACACGACAUGCCUCUCGCUCCCCACGCUUCAAGCAGCACAGCAACACGACAUGCCUCUCGCUCCCCACGCUUCAAGCAGCACAGCAACACGACAUGCCUCUCGCUCCCCACGCUUCAAGCAGCACAGCAACACGACAUGCCUCUCGCUCCCCACGCUUCAAGCAGCACAGCAACACGACAUGCCUCUCGCUCCCCACGCUUCAAGCAGCACAGCAACACGACAUGCCUCUCGCUCCCCACGCUUCAAGCAGCACAGCAACACGACAUGCCUCUCGCUCCCCACGCUUCAAGCAGCACAGCAACACGACAUGCCUCUCGCUCCCCACGCUUCAAGCAGCACAGCAACACGACAUGCCUCUCGCUCCCCACGCUUCAAGCAGCACAGCAACACGACAUGCCUCUCGCUCCCCACGCUUCAAGCAGCACAGCAACACGACAUGCCUCUCGCUCCCCACGCUUCAAGCAGCACAGCAACACGACAUGCCUCUCGCUCCCCACGCUUCAAGCAGCACAGCAACACGACAUGCCUCUCGCUCCCCACGCUUCAAGCAGCACAGCAACACGACAUGCCUCUCGCUCCCCACGCUUCAAGCAGCACAGCAACACGACAUGCCUCUCGCUCCCCACGCUUCAAGCAGCACAGCAACACGACAUGCCUCUCGCUCCCCACGCUUCAAGCAGCACAGCAACACGACAUGCCUCUCGCUCCCCACGCUUCAAGCAGCACAGCAACACGACAUGCCUCUCGCUCCCCACGCUUCAAGCAGCACAGCAACACGACAUGCCUCUCGCUCCCCACGCUUCAAGCAGCACAGCAACACGACAUGCCUCUCGCUCCCCACGCUUCAAGCAGCACAGCAACACGACAUGCCUCUCGCUCCCCACGCUUCAAGCAGCACAGCAACACGACAUGCCUCUCGCUCCCCACGCUUCAAGCAGCACAGCAACACGACAUGCCUCUCGCUCCCCACGCUUCAAGCAGCACAGCAACACGACAUGCCUCUCGCUCCCCACGCUUCAAGCAGCACAGCAACACGACAUGCCUCUCGCUCCCCACGCUUCAAGCAGCACAGCAACACGACAUGCCUCUCGCUCCCCACGCUUCAAGCAGCACAGCAACACGACAUGCCUCUCGCUCCCCACGCUUCAAGCAGCACAGCAACACGACAUGCCUCUCGCUCCCCACGCUUCAAGCAGCACAGCAACACGACAUGCCUCUCGCUCCCCACGCUUCAAGCAGCACAGCAACACGACAUGCCUCUCGCUCCCCACGCUUCAAGCAGCACAGCAACACGACAUGCCUCUCGCUCCCCACGCUUCAAGCAGCACAGCAACACGACAUGCCUCUCGCUCCCCACGCUUCAAGCAGCACAGCAACACGACAUGCCUCUCGCUCCCCACGCUUCAAGCAGCACAGCAACACGACAUGCCUCUCGCUCCCCACGCUUCAAGCAGCACAGCAACACGACAUGCCUCUCGCUCCCCACGCUUCAAGCAGCACAGCAACACGACAUGCCUCUCGCUCCCCACGCUUCAAGCAGCACAGCAACACGACAUGCCUCUCGCUCCCCACGCUUCAAGCAGCACAGCAACACGACAUGCCUCUCGCUCCCCACGCUUCAAGCAGCACAGCAACACGACAUGCCUCUCGCUCCCCACGCUUCAAGCAGCACAGCAACACGACAUGCCUCUCGCUCCCCACGCUUCAAGCAGCACAGCAACACGACAUGCCUCUCGCUCCCCACGCUUCAAGCAGCACAGCAACACGACAUGCCUCUCGCUCCCCACGCUUCAAGCAGCACAGCAACACGACAUGCCUCUCGCUCCCCACGCUUCAAGCAGCACAGCAACACGACAUGCCUCUCGCUCCCCACGCUUCAAGCAGCACAGCAACACGACAUGCCUCUCGCUCCCCACGCUUCAAGCAGCACAGCAACACGACAUGCCUCUCGCUCCCCACGCUUCAAGCAGCACAGCAACACGACAUGCCUCUCGCUCCCCACGCUUCAAGCAGCACAGCAACACGACAUGCCUCUCGCUCCCCACGCUUCAAGCAGCACAGCAACACGACAUGCCUCUCGCUCCCCACGCUUCAAGCAGCACAGCAACACGACAUGCCUCUCGCUCCCCACGCUUCAAGCAGCACAGCAACACGACAUGCCUCUCGCUCCCCACGCUUCAAGCAGCACAGCAACACGACAUGCCUCUCGCUCCCCACGCUUCAAGCAGCACAGCAACACGACAUGCCUCUCGCUCCCCACGCUUCAAGCAGCACAGCAACACGACAUGCCUCUCGCUCCCCACGCUUCAAGCAGCACAGCAACACGACAUGCCUCUCGCUCCCCACGCUUCAAGCAGCACAGCAACACGACAUGCCUCUCGCUCCCCACGCUUCAAGCAGCACAGCAACACGACAUGCCUCUCGCUCCCCACGCUUCAAGCAGCACAGCAACACGACAUGCCUCUCGCUCCCCACGCUUCAAGCAGCACAGCAACACGACAUGCCUCUCGCUCCCCACGCUUCAAGCAGCACAGCAACACGACAUGCCUCUCGCUCCCCACGCUUCAAGCAGCACAGCAACACGACAUGCCUCUCGCUCCCCACGCUUCAAGCAGCACAGCAACACGACAUGCCUCUCGCUCCCCACGCUUCAAGCAGCACAGCAACACGACAUGCCUCUCGCUCCCCACGCUUCAAGCAGCACAGCAACACGACAUGCCUCUCGCUCCCCACGCUUCAAGCAGCACAGCAACACGACAUGCCUCUCGCUCCCCACGCUUCAAGCAGCACAGCAACACGACAUGCCUCUCGCUCCCCACGCUUCAAGCAGCACAGCAACACGACAUGCCUCUCGCUCCCCACGCUUCAAGCAGCACAGCAACACGACAUGCCUCUCGCUCCCCACGCUUCAAGCAGCACAGCAACACGACAUGCCUCUCGCUCCCCACGCUUCAAGCAGCACAGCAACACGACAUGCCUCUCGCUCCCCACGCUUCAAGCAGCACAGCAACACGACAUGCCUCUCGCUCCCCACGCUUCAAGCAGCACAGCAACACGACAUGCUCUCACUCCCCACGCGUUCCCGCGACUCGCUACCGCCGGGGCGAGAAGCGCGC
This is a messenger RNA of Closterium sp. Yama58-4, 26195 nucleotides long. Lineage: Eukaryota; Viridiplantae; Streptophyta; Zygnematophyceae; Desmidiales; Closteriaceae. The record is from the annotation of a GenBank genome assembly.